CGGUGACUGAGGACAGUCAUUCGCCUGUGCAACAGCUUCUGGUGCUGUAGUCGCUGGAAUGCUAGACACAUGCAAUGCAUCCAGUCAACGAGCCUCCAUAACAUACUAAGAGGCAAAGCCCUCCGUGACCUCUCUCUGCCUCACCACUUUUCCCGCGACUCCUCGUCACUUCUCUCUCAACUCUCAAUUUCUUCCUACUUCUCUCUACACCGUUCGUUUCAACGACGUUCUGUAUCGUCAACAGUUUCCAGAUACGCACAAAGUCUCGCGUAUGCAUCCCCCUCUCCGCCCUUCACAGAACCACAUGAUUCGCAGCAGGAUGGAAAAUCUCCCCGUUCCCCAUCGUCCAAUGCUCGGGAUGUGCGCGGACCAAGCAGCUCUCCGACACGGCCACCCGGUUCACAGGCUCUAGCUCUAUCCCUGCAGGCAUCCUCCCCUUCCUUGACACCAGCUCAAAUCUCUCGCGCAGCCUCACAGGCCAUACGAAUAUCUUGUGCAAGGCGCCAACACUUUGACGCGCUUUACAUCAUUAACUCCCUACGCGAGUCAAUACGGCCCGAUGGAAAGAAGCUGCAGCCAAUCCUCAACAAGUCGUUCCCCCGUGUCCCGUUCUACCCUGUCAAAUUUGGAAAGGCUGUCUCUCCCGUCCUUGCUUCCCAUUGUCUCUUGCAUCAUUAUCUGCGUUCUGGCAGGACAACGAAAGCGCGGAAGUUUUCAGAGCAGCUCAUGCGCGAAGGCAUCCCAAUCAAGAGCAAGACUUUACAUUUUGUAAUACAAGCUCAGUUACACACAAUGGCCCCGCCUCCGCCCCAAGAAAAGAUUCUAUCUCGGCAAAUGUCGCACUCACUAGAGGGCCUUUUGGAACGCCCGACAGCGAUCAGGGACAAAAGCUUGCGCUACUCUACUCUCUUGCUUCUUCAAGCACAUCAACACCGGCAGAGGUUCCAGGAUGAAACAGCCCAAAUGGUCAUCAAUGCUUGCCUAUUCCAAGGGGAACUUCUCGUUGGGUGCCUGGUGUUCGUGGUACUCGUCAAAGGCUGGCUCCUCCGCCAACAGGCAGCCGCCCAUUUUAAAGCCGAGAUCGCUACACAGGAAGGGAAGUCUGGAGGGCCAGCCCUUGAGGGCCAGACGGGCUGGGAAAACCUUGCCACCAUUAAUAAUGAUCCUCCACCAAGGAGCAUGCUGAACGAACUUCUCAAGCAUUAUGAGGUUGACUUGCUACAGCACGCAAAUCAGCCUACGAGAAUCGCUCUGCAGAUGCUUGCCAACUUGGCUGGCUCAAUUGAUCGGCGCGAACUACCCUAUGAUGAGAUCUCUAAGCUUUUACGAGUGCUGUACUCGGUCCCAAAAGUUCACGAUACGGUUUGGGUUGUAGAGAACGGGAUAGAGAAACAGGUUCAAGCAUACACCUACAUCCACGCAGUUUUGGAUCGCCUCGUGCGCUCACCUCCCACAACCAGAGCGCGACGCCACCAGAAUUACCAGGGCUUACUACCCCUCUCUGUCCGUUCAUACAACUCCCUGCUGCAUUAUGCGCUCCGACAUCAGUAUUCGGUCGAGCUAGCUACACAGUUGCUUGACCAUAUGGAGCACAAACGAAGGCCACCCCUCAAGCCCAACACAAGCACAUACAACAUCCUUGUGCGGGCCGGAACGCUUAUCCGGCAUAACGAUGUUAGCAAAGCAGCUCUUGAGGCCCUGAGGAUCAAAACGGAGCAUGUACAGAACGCUAUUUCUGCCGGGCCGCCUUCGUCUCAGAAGAACGAACAAGCUGGUCCGAUCGUCCCUUCGGAUCCCCUUCCGUCCGAGCCGCUCGCUACGGACGCGCACACCUUGUCGAGUUACAUCUUGCAUCUAACGUCCACCGGUCGUCCAGCUAUGGUUGCUCAAGUCCUCUUCCAAGUGUUACCGGAGUUGUCCAUUAUCGACCAUCCAUCAUGGGGUGACGUGACAAGAGAACAACGUGACAUGAUGCGCCUACGCACCCGUGAAGAACGCUUGAAACGGGCUGUGUCUCUUGGCCCGCACUUUUUUACUGCCGUGCUUAAUGCACUCACCAAAGCAGGCAAGACGGGACUUGCGGAGCGCGUCUGGCUACUUGCCAAGCAGGCCGAGCGCGCAAGCUGGCUGUGGGCGCCCGAGGGGCAACCAGUCAAGGCCUGGUGUCUUCCCGUACAUGCUUACACGAUCAUGCUUCAAUGCUAUGGCGCUGAGGCACGCAAGGCGAACCGGGGAGUUCGCCGCUCAUGGGACCUCUCAGGUGACGACGCGGCCUGGACGCCAAAGCACAAAGUUCAUGUGCGCGGUUGGGCGCAUUAUGUGCUCUCGCGCAAGGUCCAGGGCUCGUCGCGCCGUCAGACGGGUCUUCGAAUGAGCGCAUGCCUGUACCGUGCAAUGUUCCGAGGCGCUCGCAAUAUAAUGCACUCGCUUGGGGAGACGCUGAAGUUACCGGCCGCGGUUGAGCUGCCACAGCCUGAUGCACGAUUCUUCAACGCUGCGCUAGAUAUCUUUGACAGGAAUCUCUCGACUUGCCGCAAGAUGAAAAACCGAUCGUUUUCUGGUUGGAAGGCGAAAUUGCGGAGAGCUAAGCUACGCUUUGUCAGGCGCGGACAACUUGUUCGUGGCCAUAAUCCCUUCCUAGUUCGCAUCUGCCACGACAUGGUCAGUGCAGGGUACAAGCUCCCGGUCGGCCUCAAGGUAUUUAUGAUCGGCCGCACGUCAUCUGUACUCAAGGAAAACCAGGGAACCGUCGCUCAACUCCCUGUCGGACAUCCCUCGUGCAGGAGAGAAGCGUUCAAACCCUGGGCUCUUGCGACAGAGAAAACGCGCGGCAUGCAUAUACGGCGUAGGGAAUGGAGAUCACAUGGUGCGCAAUGGAAACGGCAGUGUAGACGGACACAAACCAAACACAGAGAUGUUACGGUAGACACAGCAUAAUAAACAAUUGAAAAUGUGAUAUAAAUUUGACAAUCAUGUCCGUGACUUGGCCUUGAAUGACAUCACAACGACGUUCUUCUGCACGUCCCGAGCCGUGCACUCUCCAACGUCCGCGAGGGCAGCGACAAUCUCGUCCGGGAGCACAUUGAUGUCCUUGGGCGAGGGCGGCUUCUGCCCCCGCUUCGGCGCAAUAGCGACGUCAACGCGAAUGCCUUUCUCGAGCUCUUUCCGCGCUUUGCCCAGUUUGUGCUGCAGGUCCCCGCCGGCGACGCCCCACGUGAGCUGCACCUCCUUGCGCGUGCCCGCGCGGGUUCCUUGCGACUGCUUCUUCUUGAGCUCUUUGUGUUGCGCCCACAUCGCCUGCCUGUCGCCGACCUUCACGAUAGGUUCCGGUUCGGUUGACACCAGCUCGAUGAACUCUGUCUUCGGGUCACGCUCCUCCAGCAGCUUGCGCAGCGAGACGGUCGUUUCGCUGAGCUUGCCGGUCUCUGGGUCAACGACGCGCACAACAGGGUGGGGGAUAGCUGGGCCGAAGACGCGAUUUGGGAAGUCAGAGCCGCC
Messenger RNA from Coniophora puteana RWD-64-598 SS2, 3498 nucleotides. RefSeq lists its product as uncharacterized. The transcript has 2 exons. NCBI's taxonomy places the organism in Eukaryota, Fungi, Basidiomycota, Agaricomycetes, Boletales, Coniophoraceae. Gene Ontology annotation, molecular function: protein binding. Bases 70 to 2937 code for a protein of 955 amino acids. The record is from RefSeq and is a predicted model, not a curated record.